AUGGAUAUGGAUGGUGUGAAUAAGGUUUCAUCAUCAUGGGAUCAGUGUGAUAAUGAUAGGAUGGUGAAGAUUGAAUUUGAAGCUGCCGAGGCGUUGGCUGGAUUAGCCCAUGUGUCAUCCGAGUCUCAUAAUAAUAAUAAUGUUGUUGAACAAGUUAAAGAUGAGUCUAUUGAUGAUGCUUGCAACUCUUCUUUUGACACUUUUCCUAAGUCUUCUACCAUUUCAUAUGAGGAUGCAAAACAAUUUAUGGUCAAAAAGUCACAGACAACGGGCUUGCUGGCUGCGAAGUCGGUGAAGGAUGAGCAGAGCACUGAACUUCGACUUGAUCCUAAUUACCGAACAAAUUGUGUGUCAAGUGGGAGGAAAUCUAGACAAAAUCUGACCGAGGCUGAAAUGGAAGCACGUAAAAUCCGCAGAGUUCUAGCAAAUAGAGAGUCGGCUAGACAGACUAUCCGUAGAAGACAGGCUGUUUUUGAGGAGCUCACAAGAAAGUCUGUUGAUCUGGCAUGGGAGAAUGAAAACCUGAAAAGGGAUAAGGACGCUGCUUCAAAACACUAUGAUUCUCUGAAGACGAAGAACGAAUGCUUAAAAGCAAUGAUGACCCGGAUAAAUACUAUUGAAGCAGAGGAAACCAAAGAAGACUCGAUUACUACAAACGAACCAACCAUUUCUGCAUCAUCCACAAAUUCUCCUUUUGUUAUAUACAACCAACCACCCUUCCUGCCAAUUGUAUGGCCAAAUUCGGUCCCGUUACAAUGUGGCCAAACAGCCGGAAUAGUUUUUCCAUCUCAUAUCCCAAUAUCAACAGCCAGUAAUCCCGAUUCAUCAUCAUGUGAAGAAGGGAGUUCAAUGAGCCCACUAUAUUUACUACCGUAUCCUUGGGUUGUUACUGUCCCUCAAAAUAACCAUGAACGCCGACCUCAUUCUUUCAACUUAAAUGACAAACCGAAAGAGAUUCUUGAAUGCAAUCAAUUCUUCCCGGAAAAGGUGAAAUCAGAAACACCUUUAAGCGGGUUCCCACCAGAUGGAGGUGGUCGACAGAGCGCCACCACCGAUUCAAACCUUAAAGUCAGUAUACCCGCAGCAUCUUCUGUGAGUUGUGAAGAACUUAUUGAACAUGAUCAUGAUACUAAUACUUUUCUUAAAGAACAUCUUAGGGCUACUACUACUAAAGUUGGUGAUGAUAGUGAACAAAUGUUAGGGGAAAAUUUUCACAAAAUUCACCAAGUUCCAAUUGUUUGCUCAGGCAAGAGAUUAGGUGACUUGGCAGCCGCGACCGAGGCCAGGAAGAGGAGAAAAGAGCUGACCAGACUAAAGAACCACUUCCAUUGCCGACAACUAAGGAUGCAUUAGACGGGCCGAAUAAAUA
Messenger RNA from Erigeron canadensis, 1369 nucleotides. RefSeq lists its product as uncharacterized. Lineage: Eukaryota; Viridiplantae; Streptophyta; Magnoliopsida; Asterales; Asteraceae. The record is from RefSeq and is a predicted model, not a curated record. Gene Ontology annotation, biological process: regulation of DNA-templated transcription. Gene Ontology annotation, cellular component: nucleus. Bases 1 to 1353 code for a protein of 450 amino acids. The transcript has 6 exons. Gene Ontology annotation, molecular function: sequence-specific DNA binding; DNA-binding transcription factor activity.